GCAGCUGUUUCGUUGUUCUCUCUGAGCUAAAGACUAACAACAGCUAAUAGCUAACAGCACAGACCUUCAAAGCCGCACAAACCGCGGAGAUGUGUGUGAAAAGAGGCGGUUUCGCUCCACACACGGGUCCGGGACUGUGACACCUCUCCCGUGACUCAGCUGGGGCUGUUCGGCCGUGGGACUCCGGGGUUAAACCUCAUUUCUGCGGCUCUUGUCCGAGCAGAAGCGGUAGCAUCAGGGUAGCAUCGUUAGCAUAUUAGCGUCAGAUUAUUGUUAUGAGUCAAAGUUAUAUUUAUAAUUUCGCAGUAUUUUGCUUUAAUCACCCUUAGUCCUGGAGCAAAAUGUGUCAGGGCUACGACUGAACCUAGUGUUAUUUAUCUGUUAUUUGUCUUUAAACGUACAAUAGUAUUUAUUUUCACAAUAAGCUAAGAUAACGUUAGCACUGUCCGUGUUUGGAUCCGCCACAUUUCAGAUUCUUUGUGUUUGAGUGAUCCUUUGUCCGUGUGCAGAGUCUAGCCUCAGUCUGGUCCUGGUCUUGGUCUUGAUCCUGGUCUUGGUCCUGGAGCUUUGGCAGUGUGUUUGUUUCACUCUGUCCCUUCAGUGUCCUGAUCAGCUGUUAACUUCAAUAUGUGUAUUGUAUUUUUCAGUCCACUUGUACAAACCUUAUUUAUUUAAUUUAUUUAGUAAAUAUUUAGUGUUUAAGUUUGUUACAGUGUAGUUAAAGCUAAGCUUUAGAGUGGGGGGAUUAGUCGUUAUAACUAAACCCGGUCCGGACCCGCAUUUGCCCGUUUUUGGUGGACUUUUCACGGUGUCUUGAUGCCCUGAUCCUCAGCUGUCUGAUGCCUCUGGACUCCUCUCCUCUUCUUCAUCGCUGAAACAUGUCUCUGAAAGCUGGGGUUCACCUGGCACUCCACAUGCUCCUGCUGCUCCCAGGGUGUGCCGCAACGUCUCAGAGAGAUGAAAAUGUCUACGUGUCUGGGAUCACCAACGCCUGCAGUGAGAUGUUGCCGCUACGCUCCUCCUCUGGUCUGGUUUCCAGUCCUGGAUGGCCUUUCCAGUAUCCAUCUAAAGUGAACUGCAGCUGGAAUAUCCGAGCGCAUCCUGGGGACACAGUCACCAUCAGUUUUCUGGACUUCUCACUGCAGUCGUCUCAGCGCUGCUCCUCAGAUUUCCUCCUCAUCGACGGACUCAGACUGUGUGGCUCCAGCAAACCUGCUCCUUAUACCUCCAAUACCAACCAGGUGUCUAUCCACUUUCACUCUGAUGGAGCAGUAAGUGCAAAGGGCUUCAGACUGGAGUACAGCUCAGGUCGUCCCUCCUCAUCCUCCUGCGCUCCGGAUCAGUUCCAUUGCUCUUCUGGUCGCUGUGUUCCUGAGUCAUGGAGGUGUAAUUCUCAGGACGAGUGUGGCGAUGGUUCAGAUGAAGAGCUGUGUGUCGAUUCCUUCACUCCCUGCUCCUUCAGCCAGUUCCCCUGUGUGUCCCGCUACACCCGAAUCUACACUUGUCUGCCCCAAAGCUUAAGGUGUGACGGGAGCAUUGACUGUCAGGACCUGAGUGAUGAGGUGGACUGUGAGGUUCCGUUUUGUGGAGAACGUCUGAAGAACUUCUUUGGUUCCUUCAGUUCUCCAAACUACCCUGACUUCUACCCGCCAGGCUCCAACUGCACCUGGCUCAUUGACACUGGGGACCACCGCAAGGUGAUCCUGCGGUUCACAGACUUUAAACUGGAUGGGACCGGGUUUGGGGACUUUGUGAAGGUCUUCGAUGGUCCAGACGAGAACCCGAGGCGUCUCCUCAGAGUCCUGACAGCACUGGACUCCAGGGGCCCCCUGGUGGUCGUAUCCUCCUCUGGACAGCUACGAGUUCACUUCUAUGCCGACAAGAUUAACGCGGCACGAGGGUUCAAUGCCACGUACCAGGUAGAGGGUUUCUGUCUGCCCUGGGAGCUUCCAUGUGGAGAUGGUUUUGGCUGCUACAGUUCAUCCAAUCGCUGCGAUGGAUUCUGGCACUGCCCAAAUGGUCGGGACGAGUCGAACUGCUCCUGGUGCCAACAGAACGAGUUUCCCUGCUCCAGGAACGGAGCGUGUUACCCCCGAUCGGACCGCUGCAACUACCAGAACCGCUGCCCAAAUGGGUCAGAUGAGAAAAACUGUUACAGUUGCCAGCCAGGCAACUUCCACUGCAAGAAUAACCGGUGUGUGUUUGAGUCUUGGGUUUGCGAUGCUCAGGACGACUGUGGCGACGGCAGCGAUGAAGAGGCGUGUCCUGUUACUGUGCCGACCAGAGUCAUCACAGCGGCGGUCAUUGGCUCACUCAUUUGUGGCCUCCUAUUGGUCAUUGCACUCGGCUGCACCUGCAAACUCUACUCUUUGCGCAUGUUCGAACGCAGGUCUUUUGAGACGCAGUUGUCCCGCGUGGAAGCGGAGCUUCUGAGGAGAGAGGCUCCACCCUCUUACGGUCAGCUGAUUGCUCAGGGUCUGAUCCCUCCCGUGGAGGACUUUCCCGUCUCUUCUGGGAACCAGGCCUCUGUCUUGGAGAACCUUCGCCUAGCCGUGCGUUCUCAGCUUGGGUUCCCCUCUCUGCGGUUCUCACGGCGGUCCUCAUGGGGGCGCUGGUUUUCGUCGCGGCGCCGGUCGUCUGUGGCGCUCGUGUCAUCGGAGCUGGAGGCAGGGCGUCUCCAUGGCGAUGGCUCUGAGGGGGCGGAGCCUCUGCUGCAGGAAGCGGAACCAGAGGGUGCAGUGGGCGGAGCCAUACAGAAGGUUCCCGUGGAAGCAACAACACUGUCAUCGGCACAGACGGCGCCAACGGCCCCAACGCAGCGCCUCAGCUGGCCAUUGGACUCAGGCUCUGUGUCGGCUGCAGCUCUGCAGCGACUUGCCUCAAACCUGCAGCGGCUCCUGAACCCUGACCGUCACCGUGGCAACGAGCCUCCUCCCCGUCGCCAUGGAGACGGACCAGAGCGUCACCUUGGCGAUGCCACAGAGCCUCAGCAUCAGCGCGGCAAUGGAACCUGCCAUCGCUGUGGCAAAGUGCACACGGGAGCCCCAGAAACCUGCUCCCAACCAGGACCAAACCAGGAACCAAACCACAGUCCGAGUCUGACAGACCAGAGCCUGAGCCAGGACCUGGGACUGAGCCAGGACCUGGGACUGAGCCAAGACCUGGGACUGAGCCAAGACCUGGGACUGAGCCAAGACCUGGGACUGAGCCAAGACCUGGGUCUGAACCAGGACCAGAGCCGAGAGAGCAGUGACGAUGAACUUCUGCUGCUCUAGAAACAAAAUCAAGAACUAACCCAACUUGAUGAGGGCACGCAGAGUCGUGUCCUCCUUCUAUCCAACUGUCCCUCUGCUCAUGUCCAGUUAUGUCCAAACCUACUCUGCUCCUCUGCCUCUGCUCCUCGUCAGGUUAAAUCUUUUUGUGAUGUCACUACUCCCCAGCUGAACCGGCCAAUCACGGACGAUGUACGAAGAACUGUCCAAUAGCGGUACAAGGCUUGAAUCACGUGAAGCACAACCCCCUCCCUCACAGUGCUGACGGGUCUCUGGUCGGUCUGGGGUCUGAGUUGGGUCUUGAGUCAGUCUGGUGUGGAUUCUUGGUUGGUCCAGACUUUAACCCUUAGCAAACAUGUGCCCUCUGGUGGUAGUUAGUUUAAGGCCAUUGUUUCUGGAGAUCAGAUUUAAAGUGUCUGUGACAGGUUAGACUACUAAUUUUUCUAAAACACAGUUAAGAUCAUAGAUCAUUAUAUUCAAGAUUUCAUGCUUGUUUUCCCAAUUUGGCCAUUUUUAGGUUUCAAAUUUUACUUCCUGGAAAAUUGUGAUGUCACACUAGGGAAUUCCAUAAUGUUACCUAGCAACCAUGUUUACACAGGGCCAAAAGCCCUAUCUGUCCUCUCAUAGAAAUGAUGAUCUGACAAAUAAAAAUCUAAGAAAACACCUUUAUUUUGUUGAAAGUAUCAGAAAAAUGUUUCAUUUGUGCAAAUUGUACUGAACUUUGGACAGAAUUUCCCAAGUGUGAUGUCAUUUGUCUCUACUUUCUGUAAUUUUCAACAUAUUUUUCAACUUUACAAAUUGCUUCUUGAUUGGUGUAAAACUAUAAUUUAUAUUUACAACUGUCAAAUUUAGAGAAUCAUCAAAACCUGUCAUGCGCACUUUAAACCCUGAUAUUUCACAUUCCAAAGUCCAGCACCAAAAGUUAAAAAAUAUUCACCCAUAUUUGGAACACACUGCUCUUUUUCAAUGAUGGAGAACCUACAGAACCAGAACCUCGAAGAACCCGGUCUAAAACCUGGACUAAAUCUGGUUUUGGUCUUAUUUAUUGCAGACUUGUUUGUUGUUUCCUGUUGUUUUGUUGAUGUGCUUUCUGCAUGAUCGAAGAUGGUCGAUGGUUGGAUUUUCCUUUACGUCUGAGACAAAAAGAUUAAAAUAUUUCCUGUGUCUCUUGUGG
This is a messenger RNA of Periophthalmus magnuspinnatus, 4446 nucleotides long. RefSeq names its product low density lipoprotein receptor-related protein 12 (gene lrp12). Gene Ontology annotation, cellular component: plasma membrane. Gene Ontology annotation, molecular function: low-density lipoprotein particle receptor activity; protein binding. The record is from RefSeq and is a predicted model, not a curated record. The coding region runs from base 879 to 3275 and encodes 798 amino acids. NCBI's taxonomy places the organism in Eukaryota, Metazoa, Chordata, Actinopteri, Gobiiformes, Gobiidae. The transcript has 13 exons.